Molecule: messenger RNA, 1458 nt
Organism: Cokeromyces recurvatus
Lineage: Eukaryota; Fungi; Mucoromycota; Mucoromycetes; Mucorales; Mucoraceae
Product: RIO1 family-domain-containing protein
Exons: 6
Coding region: 1-1458 (485 amino acids)
Biological process (GO): maturation of SSU-rRNA; protein phosphorylation
Cellular component (GO): preribosome, small subunit precursor; cytosol; nucleus
Molecular function (GO): ATP binding; protein serine/threonine kinase activity
Source: RefSeq, a predicted model, not a curated record
AUGAAAUUAGAUGCCAAAGCACUUCGUUACAUGUCAACGGAAGAAUUCCGGGUCUUGACAGCUGUUGAAAUGGGUUCAAAAAAUCAUGAAGUUGUUCCUAGUGCGCUUAUUGCUCAAAUUGCUCAAUUAAGACAUGGUGGUGCACAUAAGAUUGUAGGAGAUUUAGCUAAACGAAAAUUAAUUGCUCGUGUACAAAAUAUGAGUUAUGAUGGAUAUCGUUUAACCUAUGGUGGUUAUGAUUAUCUUGCUUUAAAGACCUUUGCUAAGAGAGGGUCUGUUUACUCUGUAGGUAAUCAAAUUGGUGUUGGUAAAGAAUCCGAUAUUUAUUUAGUUGCUGAUGAGGAUGAAAAUCAACAUGUUUUAAAACUUCAAAGACUUGGACGUAUGUCUUUCCGUACAAUUAAAUCAAAACGUGACUAUCUUCAAAACCGAAAGUCAGCCUCAUGGAUGUAUAUGUCUCGUUUGGCUGCUAUGAAAGAAUAUGCUUUCAUGAAAGUACUUUAUGAGAAUGGAUUUCCUGUCCCUGAGCCUAUCGAUCAAAAUAGACAUUGUGUUGUUAUGGGUUUAAUUGAUGCUUAUCCUCUUCGUCAAAUUGAAAAAGUAGGUAAUCCUGGUAAACUUUAUUCAGAAUUAAUGAGUUUGAUUGUCAAAUUGGCACAAUAUGGUUUAAUUCAUGGUGAUUUCAACGAGUUUAACAUUUUGAUUAAAAGUGAUGGAUCACCUAUUUUAAUCGAUUUUCCUCAAAUGGUAUCUACGUCUCAUGUGAAUGCUGAAUACUAUUUUAAUCGUGAUGUGGAAUGUAUUCGUACCUUUUUCCGUCGUCGUUUUGGAUACGAAAGUGCAUUAUACCCUCGAUUUACUCAAGAUGUAAAUCGUGAGUUCAGCUUAGAUGUUCAAGUUGCUGCAAGUGGUUUUAGUAAAAAAAUGCAAAAGGAGUUGGAAGAAUAUCAAGAAGAGAUUAAAAAUAUGUCUUCUGAAGAAGAGGAUGAAACAGAGAGUAGUGAAGGAGAGGAAGAGGAUGAAGAAGGAGAGCAAAAGAAUGAUACACCACGAAUUAUGACCGAAGAAGAAAAGUUAGAAGAAAAGUUAAGAAAUAUUCGACUUGGAAAUACAGAACCUUAUGGAUCUGAAAUAGAGACUGAAGAAGAAGAAGAAGAAGAAGAGGAAGAAGAAUAUGAAUCCUCCAAUAGUGAAGAGUUAAAUGAAGAAGCAGAAUUAGCAAAACGAAGUGAAAAGAUUGAAAAAUUAAAUAAUCGUGAUUUCAAAGCGUUCCGCGAUGUAAAAGUUAAAAAAUCAGUGAAGAAGUCGAAAGAAGAAGAAGUUAAAGACAGAGUUGCACGCAGCCUUAAGAGUCAAUCAAAUAGACAAAACAAUAGAGGUGCUCGUAGGAAUAAUCUUAAACAUAAAGGAAAAAGAAAAGAUAAAGCCGAAAUUAAAGGCGGUAGCAUUUUUGAUUAA